AUGGCGUCGGAAGCAUGCGGCUGGAGCAUGGGCUGGCUGUACAUGCUUGGACUACUCUCGCUCUGUGUACAUGUGGCCACGGCGGCGUCGCCCAUGGCCACGACCAUCGAGUACAGCUUUGACAAGGUCCGCGCCGGCGGCGUCCUCGGCUCGAUCCACGUCGUGUACCCGACGCCGUCCUCGACCUUGGUCACGAUCCUCGCCGACAUUGACAUGCGCGCGCUCAAUAUGACACAAGUCCACGCCUUGCACCCGAGCUGCGGCCACCACAUCAAAGAGUACAAGUGGUAUCUCGUCGUGAACGAAAUGGGCAUGGUGCCCAUCGUCGGCUUCCUCGACAAGUGCGACCACUUGGACUUCACGCGCGUCGUCGCGCCGCCGACGGUACCUUCGCCAUGGCCUCUCGAAGCGUGA
Molecule: messenger RNA, 414 nt
Organism: Saprolegnia parasitica CBS 223.65
Lineage: Eukaryota; Oomycota; Saprolegniomycetes; Saprolegniales; Saprolegniaceae
Exons: 1
Coding region: 1-414 (137 amino acids)
Source: RefSeq, a predicted model, not a curated record